AUAUGAAAAUUUUGUGAGUGCGUAAAUUGCACUUUCGCUGCCGCUCCCUAACCAUUUUUUUAAUACUUGCCAUGGCAUACGAUCCAAAGUAUAUGGCCCUGGCAAUGGAGGCAGCACACGUCGCUUACAGCUCUCUAGAAGUGCCUGUGGGCUGUGUUUUCGUGAGGAACGGAGAAGUUUUAGCGAGAGGAGGAAAUCGACCGAAUGCAUCGCUUAAUGCCACUAGACAUGCAGAAUUUGAAGCCAUAGACGAGAUUUUGUCCUCGCACCCUUCAUCGAUUUUCCGAGAGACAGAUUUGUAUGUCACAGUUGAGCCGUGCAUCAUGUGUGCCUCAGCUUUACGACAAAUUGGUAUAAGGAAGGUUUACUUUGGUUGCGGUAACGAUAAAUUCGGAGGCAACGGUUCCGUAUUCGAUGUAAACCAAGAUGAGAGACUUUUGACACCAACUUCAUUACCAUAUGAGUCGGAAGGUGGUCAUAGGCGUGAAGAUGCCAUCAUGCUACUGAGAAAGUUUUAUGUUCGGGAGAAUAACCAUGCUCCACAACCAAAGAAAAAAGCGAAUCGCGUCCUAAAAACCGAAAUAGAAUCCUCGUCUUAGCUAGAGACAGCUGAGAGUGUUGCUCUUUGAUUUCUGUACAUACUAUAUACCAGUAAAAAUCAUCACAGG
Molecule: messenger RNA, 668 nt
Organism: Umbelopsis ramanniana AG
Lineage: Eukaryota; Fungi; Mucoromycota; Umbelopsidomycetes; Umbelopsidales; Umbelopsidaceae
Exons: 5
Coding region: 72-599 (175 amino acids)
Biological process (GO): tRNA wobble adenosine to inosine editing
Cellular component (GO): cytoplasm; nucleus
Molecular function (GO): tRNA-specific adenosine-34 deaminase activity; zinc ion binding
Source: RefSeq, a predicted model, not a curated record